AUGUGUCGUUUUUUCCAUAGCACAGAAACUUUUCAACUUCAGCUCGGAGAAUCAUGGGUAUUACUUGCCACCUUUUUAUUUCGUGAAGAAAAUAUAAAACUUCUGUAUCUAGAAAGCCUCAUGAAAUUCGUUGAGAUUUCUGGUCACCUUAUGACUUAUAGAAGUUUAGGAUACCUCACUGAUAAAAAUGGCGAGGUAGGAAUGGACUCGAUAUCACGAGUUAGAAUUUAA
This is a messenger RNA of Blepharisma stoltei, 231 nucleotides long. The record is from the annotation of a GenBank genome assembly. Lineage: Eukaryota; Ciliophora; Heterotrichea; Heterotrichida; Blepharismidae.